ACUCGGUGUCUUCCGCCGUCAGAAGCUGGGGCUGCAUGUGCAGCUGUGAGGAGCCCCGCAGGGGUUGGGGGCGCUGUGCCCCCAGCCCCAUGCUCCUCCUGAGUCUUCUUCUGUCUGCAGCCCCGCUUGGCCUGCGGGGGGAGGACGCCCGCCAGGUGUCUCUGGAGGUCAUUCCCGACCCUACAGGGCCCCCCGAGAACCUGCUUCAUAUCCGGGCAGUGGGCUCCAACUCCACCCUGCACUACGUGUGGAGCAGCCUGGGGCCCCCAGCAGUGGUCCUGGUGGCCACCAACACCUCCCACAGCACCCUGAGUGUCAACUGGAGCUGUCUGCUGUCCCCUGAGCCCGCCGGGGGCCUGGUGGUGCACCCCGAGGACAGUGUCCAGUUUUCUUCUGCCCUUGUCUUUACCAGGCUGUUUGAGUUUGACAGCACCAACACGUCCGAUGAGGCGGCUGAGCCUCCGGGAAAACCAUACCCCCCUUACUCCUUGGCCGAGUGGUCCUGGAACAACGUCACCGACUCACUGGAUCCUGCCACCCUGAGCACCACAUUUCGAGGCCACCCCAUUCAUGACCCCAUCGGGGCUUUUGCCAAUGGCAGCCUGGCUUUCAGGGUGCAAGCCUUCUCCGGAUCCGGCCGGCCGGCCCAGCCCCCUCGCCUCCUGCACACGGCAGACACCUGCCAGCUAGAAGUGGCCCUGGUCGGGGCCGUUCCCCGCGGAAACCGCUCCCUGUUCCGGCUGGAGGUAGCCACCCUGGGCCAGGGCCCUGACUGCCCCUCCCUGCGGGAGCAUCACUCCAUUGAUGAUGAAUACGCACCUGCAGUCUUCCAGUUGGACCAGCUGCUCUGGGGCUCCCUGCCAUCAGGCUUCAUGCAGUGGCGGCCAGUGGCUUUCUCCCAGAAGCAGGGGGGCCGAGAAUCAUCCCUGCCCUGCCAAGUUUCCCCUCUUUACCCCACCUUGGCGUACCUUCCCCAGUCACCCAUUGUCCGAGCCUUCUUUGGGUCCCAGAACAACUUCUGUGCCUUUAACCUGACAUUUGGGACUUCUGCAGGUCCUGGCUACUGGGACCAACACUACCUCAGCUGGUCGAUGCUCCUGGGUGUGGGUUUCCCUCCCAUGGAUGCUUUGUCCCCGUUAGUCCUGGGCAUCAUGGCGGUGGCCCUGGGGGCUCCAGGGCUCGUGCUGCUGGCAGGGGGCCUGUUUCUGCUGCUGGGCCCCAAGCGGUACUCAGAAUAUCAACCCAUAAAUUGAGGCUCACUCUCUGGAGAGAAGGACAUUACUGGACCUGCCUUGCUGUGCCUCAAACCUCUGCCAGUUUGAGGGUCAGUGUUCCCAGCCAGGUAUUCCCUCCUCCCAUCAUGCUUUUCUGCAGAACCUCAGAGAUUAGCCUCAAAUCCUGAGACCACCAGGCGGGGCUUCUUUCAUUCUCUGGAGAGGGACCAGGCACAGGGUUAUUGCUAGAGGGAGGGUGCCCUUGGAGUUGCCUCCUUGCUCCUCAGCCCCCAUUUCCCUUGGAUGGGACUCCCAAGCUGAAAUGGAAGGCCUUCUGACCGGCUAUCUGUCUGGGGGGGACUUGAAAUAGACUUAUUUCUUCCACAGG
Molecule: messenger RNA, 1602 nt
Organism: Rhinolophus ferrumequinum (greater horseshoe bat)
Lineage: Eukaryota; Metazoa; Chordata; Mammalia; Chiroptera; Rhinolophidae
Gene: GLMP
Product: glycosylated lysosomal membrane protein
Exons: 6
Coding region: 36-1253 (405 amino acids)
Cellular component (GO): lysosome
Source: RefSeq, a predicted model, not a curated record